Molecule: messenger RNA, 822 nt
Organism: Auanema sp. JU1783
Lineage: Eukaryota; Metazoa; Nematoda; Chromadorea; Rhabditida; Rhabditidae
Source: the annotation of a GenBank genome assembly
AUGUUGAGCUUUUAUGGAAUCGUUGAGUUUUACGAUUCAGCUCAGCAAAUUCAUUAUCGUAAAGUAGGCGAAACAAGCAGGUUUGUAUCCUUUAAGGAUUUUGUGGCCACAACUUCAGGCAAUCAGUUAACGAGCAGUUUGCUAAUUCCAAUCAACAUACCAACAGCUUUCGACAGUGGACAUACGUUUGCAUUAAUAAAAAGUAUAAAUUACUUUACCGAGAUACAUAUUUCAACAAAAAAUGAAAUUGUAACUGAUCGAAAACAACUUUAUAUGGAACAUGCUAAGAGCUUUUCCUCAACAAAUCAAAAUAUCUUCAAUUCUUCCAUAAAAGUAAAUAAUUUAUCUUAUCCAAAUGGUAAAAUAGUGGCGACGCUCAAGAUUCCAUCACAAAAUGUGAGAUUUGGGCAAGUAUUCGCAUGUUCCAUCGCUAUUCUCAAUUGUUUUCGUAAGAUUAAGGGAGAAUUACGAUUGGUAGAGAAGAUUUUGCGUAUUGAUGAUCGUCCACCUAAAUCUCAUACAUUCACAAAAAUAAUAAUAAUCUCAAAGCGAAUAGCAUCAUUAAAGGUUGAAGACAAGAUGUGGAUGAGAGAUUUGGUGGAUAUGUGGAUACCAGAUGAGCCAUGGCGUUAUAAGCUUCCCGGAACAAUAAGCUUGGGUGUUUAUCUUCAAUUGAAAUUAAAUGUAUUUAUGUGUCCGAAUGUAUUAGUUGAAUGUCCAUUGUUUAUUCACUCAAUGUCUGAAAAGAGGAAGGAUGAAUGUUUUUUGCAAGAAAAAAUGUUUCUUCUUAACAAAGAAACUAGUUAUCAUGAAAUAAGUUAA